Messenger RNA from Aricia agestis (brown argus), 4225 nucleotides. RefSeq names its product egalitarian protein homolog (gene egl). NCBI's taxonomy places the organism in Eukaryota, Metazoa, Arthropoda, Insecta, Lepidoptera, Lycaenidae. The record is from RefSeq and is a predicted model, not a curated record. The transcript has a single exon. Gene Ontology annotation, molecular function: 3'-5' exonuclease activity; nucleic acid binding. Gene Ontology annotation, biological process: nucleobase-containing compound metabolic process. The coding region runs from base 108 to 2675 and encodes 855 amino acids.
UUUUCUUUUUGGCUAAUUUAGAAUUGUAGAAUUUCAUGGUGUUGUGGGUGACACAUAUACGUAGAAAAUAUUAGUGUAAGACUAAACUUUGGCACCAACUGCUGGAAAUGGAAUCAAUGGAAUAUGAGCUCGCUAGAAAUCUCACUCUAUUGUUCUUCGUGGAGCGCCUACUCGAUAAAGGCGAGCCGAGAACGUUGCACGAUCUUUCCUGUCAGUUUGGUGCCAAGGGAUUCACGAAGGAGAUGCGUCAGAUCGCUGGCGGGUCGCAAUCGGGCCUUAAGAAGUUCCUGGCUCAAUAUCCAGCGUUGUUCAGCAUAGACGGGGACUAUGUUGAUAUCAACACGUUCCAGAGGCACCCGAGCGGCGCUGGCGUCUCCUCGAACAGCGACUACAUUGAAGAAGCAAAGGAGUACUUCGCGAGUAAGAUGGUCCAGUACGGCGAAGGGACCGAAGUGCCAAUCAAAAGCUUACUAGGUCACAGAAGCCAGGCAUCUCCGCAAGUGCGUCACAUUUCUGGACAGCGCAUCAAAGAGUUUAAGGAGUUCCUCAUGAAGCAUCCAGACACAUUUCAAAUCGUCGAAGACAAUGUUAUUCUAGUCAGUGAGAAUCAUAGGCGAGAUCACAAUCACGGUAACUCUGAACAAUUUCAUAACUUGCCUGUAGCUAAUAUUAAUACAGAUACCGCACAGCAACUGUUGGAUUAUGUUGCACAGUGCAUUGAAGCAAAAGGACCUGUAAUGGUUGAUCAGCUCUUUCACCUAAUUGUGUCUCGCUUCCCCCAAGAAUAUUGGUAUCAAAUGUUUAAGACGCCGGCUGAUUUGAGUGCAUUUCUGAAACUCUUUUCCGAUAGCUUUCAUGUUCAGUCAAACCUUGUAACACUCAUUAGUAAGCCAAAAAUACCUGUAAUGUAUUUAAAUGCUAAAUCUAAAGUGAAGACUGACCCACCAAAGCAAGUUGUAGAAGAGAAACCCAUUUCCCCUGCUCCGCCUAUCGUUGUGAGCCCCACUCCCUCAGAUGGCACAAAGAGCCCUGCAACUAGAAUACUCAGUCCUGUAGAAUCUCCCCGUUUUACACACCCACAAGCUAAUAUAGCAAAUCAGACUCUUAAGCAAAGAAUAAAUUCAAUUGUAAUUAAAAAUUUAGCUGAAAAUAUGGUCAGAGAUAGAGUUAAUAAUCACCUCAACCGUUCUGAAGAGAUGAAUGGUACAGCAACUACUAGAAACAGUAUGAUGGGUGAAGCAUGGAGACAAAAAGUUUUACAGAGUGCUACGGUUAUUACCAGUGUCAGAGAAUGUAUGACAUUGAUUGAUAGUAUUAUGAGCAGUAAGCGCACCACCAAACCUAUUGUCUCCUUUGAUUGUGAAGGUAUCAAUUUAGGACUUAAAGGAGUAUUAACUUUGUGUCAAAUCGCUACUAUGAAUGGUGAAGUAUAUAUCCUUGAUAUAAUGGCUUGUCCGGGAAUGAUCACUGAAGGUAAAAUUAAAGAAUUAUUAGAGAGUGAAAGUGUAGUUAAAAUUAUUCAUGAUUGUAGAAAUGAUUCUGUUAAUUUAUACAACCAGUUUGAGAUAACAUUGAAAAAUGUAUUUGACACACAAGCAGCUCAUGCAGUUUUACAGCUGCAACAACAAGGUGUUCCUGUUUACAAAGUUAAAAAUCUUAGCCUCAAUGCACUCUGUGAGUUGUAUAAUGCUCCAAUGAAUCCUAUGAAAGAACAGUUAAAAAACGUUUAUAGACGCGAUCAACGCUAUUGGCAAAGGAGACCAUUAACUAAAGAUAUGAUAAUUUAUGCGGCAUCUGAUGUGCUCUCACUAGUUAACCCAGCUAUCUACACAUACAUGUCUAGCAACAUUAAGCCCGAAAACCAGCAACUCUUUGAAGAACUGUCAAAUGAGCAAGUGUUUAUGCAUAUUCAGCCGACAGAAGUAAAAUUAAGAAAACGCCAGAGGAAAAUAAAUACAGAAGUUGAGGAGCUCAAACAGAAAUUAGCAGAAUCAACAAAAAAUAUAGUUUUGAGCAACAGGGAGAUAAGGUUGCUGAGAUAUUUAGAACUGACAGAGGAAGAGAAAGAGAAACUGAAAGGCUGUCACAAGAUUUCCAAGAAGUUAGAGAAGCUGGAAGCCAUUGGACAAGACAGAGACAGUGAUUCUGAUGACGAUGAGAGAGAUAAUGAGAUGGCAAGCUUGGAAUCUAAUCCAUCUGAUUCUAUUUCAUCUCCCCAUUCAACUCAACCACCCAGUUUGACUGAAUCAAUGCAAAUGAUGGAUGAGAUAUUAUCAGAUACAAAUAUGGAUAAAGUUGAGAAGAUUAAUCGUCUAGAAGCUAUUUUAUCGGCGGUGGCACCUCUGAGUGGAGAGCUGGAAGAUAAGUUCUCCCAAACUAUGGAACAAACAUUGCCUUUACUGAAAAACAAAGACUGGUCAAACUUGAGUCAAAUACUUAACAUUGGAGAACCAGACAAAAAGAAUUGCUCAUGCAGAUGCCAUAACUCUAACUUUGACGAUAUUAAAUGUAACAAUAUCAUCGAAAGUAAAAAAUCCGAGGUGGGCUCACAGACUUUAAGUACAGGUGAUAUCGUUAUCACAAGAAUCUAUUUCAGAGAGGAAGAUAAAGUCAACGAGAGAAUACUCGAUGCUUCCCCUCUGAGUAAGAGAGUAGGAAUCAAUAACAUGUCUUGAUGACACUCAGGUUAACAGUACUCUUCCGUAAUAUUUAUUUAUCUGAGUGCCACAGUUCCGUUUCGAAACUUGUUCUGUAUGUGAUCAAUUACCUUUUUUACGUAGUUAGUAAGUUUAAUAUUUUUAUUUGUAGGUUUAGGUCGUUAAAUGAGUGCGCGAACUACUUUUACGGCAAAUCCGAUUGCGGUAUAUUUGUUAUACAUAGAUUGUAUUAAUUAUGUAGUGAGGACGUGCAUUUGCGAGUGUUUAACGCCUACGCUCUUUGCUCAUUUAAGCGGAGACGUGCGUGUACAGUCAGACAAAUGCAACGGUUAUGCGCAUAAUACAACUAUAAUAAUGCUUUAUCUAGAACUGUUCGCCUCUCGCAAUGAUUUUCAUAAUAACAUUACUUAUAUAGACUUAAGUCGAAGCAAUUGUGUAUGUGAUAGUUUACGGCCUUGAUUUUUUUCUCAAUCCUUUUGGAAAUGUAAAUAAGAUAACUGAGAUAGCAUCGAGUGUAUCUUUUAAUCAGUCGUUUGCGUUUCUAAUAUCAGUGAUGGAGUAGUUAAUCUUUCGAUAUCUUUAGCGUUGUAUCGAAAAUGCAAUAUUAUCUAUCUCUAUCUUUCGUUAAGGACUUUAUUGUUCAAAUAUUUAACUAGUUAAUAUAAUAUUAUUAUAAUAACAUUAAACUAGCAUUCAAAUGUAUGUGGUGCUUAGAAAGUAACGUAUCACUAACAUAGAUGUAUUUAAUAGGCGAAAUUAACAACAUUUUAAAGUUUUUAAAAUAGUGAGACGUCGUUAGUCUUUUUAAUGAUAAUUUUGUGCCUUUACAUCAUAUCCGAAGUUGCCUUUAUUAAACGUUUUUACAGACGUAGCUUUUAUACAUAUUUAGAAAACAUGCGACGACGUUUAGAUAGUAUUUAACUAGAUUCCGAAUAGAGUUCCGAAAGGUUAUCUUACGUUUAAAAUGAAAUAUUUUUUCGCAUUAUUUUCGACUCGUAGUUUAUGAGGUGAUAUAAACAUGUUGAAUACUUUCGAAUAGUUUAUUUUCGCGUUAUUUAUAGAGAUGAAAUAAUAAAUUAAAAUUAGUGAUAUAGUUGUAAAGUGCUUUAUUUACAAAGUUCUGCUUUAUUUAUUACUUUUUUUUAGCUUUUCUAAUGUAUUACUUAAACAGUAUUGCGUCCAUGUACUUUUUUUGUAAUUGGAAAGUUUGGUUUUGGAUUUUCUUUUAAAUUAUUAUAGUGGCAUGAGGUGUUUUAUAGGUGUUUUUAUAUUUUUAUCAGGUUUCUAAUUAAACUAUGAAAUUGUACGAAGGUUUUAGCACAAUAGGACUCGUCGAAAAUGUUUGUCAUGUUUGGCCUAUCUCAUUUCAGUGCCACUAGUUUAAUGUGUAAAGCAUUUUUAGUCAGUAUAAGUUAUAACUUAUAACCGUCUGUUAAUAUUAAACGACUAAAAUUUUGUAAGUUUGUUUUACUUUUGGUAUUUAAAAUCUAAGAUCAACAACGACUUUGUUGCAAAUCAUUUUAUUUGCACAUUGUUCAUGUUUAUUAUAAAUAAAAAGACUUAAAACA